GAAGUGUAGCGGUUGGCGGUGCGUCGUACCGUUGACGCUGCAUGCGGAGCCUGAACGCGUCGCAUUCCGAUGUGAGAGCGAGAUGUGACCGCGGUGCGGACUUGUUCUUUUUUUCAUGUCUCCAAAACCGUCUUCAAGCUCAGUCUGAAGGACUACAAGGUCCAGCGUGAUGGAGCCGAACACUUGUCCUGACGGUUACCGGGCUUUGAGCGACUGUGAGCUUAGCGAGCUUUUACAAAACGACGACAAAAUGGAUCAAAUCAUUCGGCUCAAUGAGAAGUUUAAGGAGCUUCAGGUGGAGAGGGAAAUGCUGCAGACGUCCAAUCGGAGCCUGGCCGAGGACAGCCUGGCCCGACGACCCCGCCUCUGUAACGGCAAACUCCAACUGGCGGAGAAAUACCGGGAAUUGUCCAACCUGGCAACCACAUGCUGGGAAAAACAGAGUCAGCUCGAAGCUCAUGGCCAGAAGCACAGCCUGCAGACGGUGCAGAAUCUGCUGCAGGAAGAGGUGGCAAGAGCCGAGGAGCAUUCAGAGGAGCUGCUGGAGAAGUUCAUGGAGGGGAACGUAAGCCUGGAUGAGUUUCUGGACUCCUUCCAAAGCUCCAGGAAGACGUAUCAUAUCCGCCGGGCUCAAGCGGAGAAGAUGCAGGAGGUCGUGCAGUCCAAGCGGCAGCUGGUGAAAAUCAAACGGGCGGAGGAGAGUAAAGUCCCCGAGGUGAGGAAGGACUCGGAGCAGCCUCAGGAGCCGCAGAGGCACAACGGCUUUGUAGCGCAGGGGCCGCUGAGAGUGUUCCAGGUACGCUACGGCCUCACGCCGGCCAUCCUCCUCCCUCAUUACCCCGUUUCUCCUCCCGCUUCGGCGCCGUGUUUUCAAAGUAGUACCCCUCAGGCCGACUCUCAACCGGGACAGACCCACAUCCUCAGCCCCAGCACCCAGCUCCCGGGACACGGACAGCCGGUCGGCCUCAGGGUCAUCGGACAGUUGCCGGGCGGCUGGCCGGCUAACGGGCGGCCGGUGAGGGUGCAGCAGCUUUACAGGCCGAACCCUCAACAGCCUGAGCCGCCGUACCGAUAAACUCGAGGGAGGAGGAGGAGGAGGAGGAGGAGGAGGGAGAGGGAGGAUGAUGAAAAGCCGGCGUCGGUGUCAGAGGGCUUCCAAGACGUGGGAACCAAACUAGUGGCUGUCACAAUCAUGUAAGCAAAGACUGAUCCACAGACGGGCAGCGCUGCACAUGUUUUGUUUCUGUUCUCCAUCCAUGACACUCAAAAUGUAAGCAGAGCAGACGCACCUGAGAGCAGGUAGAGCAGGGAUGGGCUCCGAUAGCUGGAUCCUUUCAGCUCCAAAGCUAAUGACUCUCUUAUCAAAGCUGUUACGUAUCCUUAAUCUAGUUCAUUUCUAAUAACCAAAACUUAAAGAGGAAAGUGGCAUAUUUAUGUGAAGUGCUACCCGCCUUUACUGUGGCAGCGAUGAGGCUGACGUUCAGGUUAAUCCGGGACGACAGAUGAAGGUAGUCUGUGUUUAUGUGCAAGUUAUAAAUUAAACAUUAACACAAACACUUUUUACUUCCACUGGAAAUGUGUGGUUAAGUAAUUUAAACCCAUAAUACGGGGAGAGUAUAUCUAAGGGGAGUCGGGGGGGGGGGG
Messenger RNA from Labrus bergylta (ballan wrasse), 1644 nucleotides. It is a transcript of the gene vps37d, whose product is annotated as VPS37D subunit of ESCRT-I. NCBI's taxonomy places the organism in Eukaryota, Metazoa, Chordata, Actinopteri, Labriformes, Labridae. Gene Ontology annotation, cellular component: ESCRT I complex. The record is from RefSeq and is a predicted model, not a curated record. Gene Ontology annotation, biological process: ubiquitin-dependent protein catabolic process via the multivesicular body sorting pathway; protein targeting to membrane; protein targeting to vacuole.